UUAUGGAAAAAAUCUAAUAUAAAAAAAUUAUCACCGUCCAGACAAUUAUUAUCAAAAUCAAAAAAAUAUUUAUUACUUAAUAAUUAUCAUUGUUUAUUUAAAAAAUGUAAAAGUGAUGAAACUUUUAAGUCUUGCAAUAAAUUUGAUGAAAAAAAACAAUUAUCUGAAAGUGAGAGGUUUGAAAAAUUAUUAAAAAGUGAUUAUUUUUUGAUUGAAUCAUUAUUUAAUGUCAAAAGAAAUAUCAAUUUAACAUUCAAUUAUAAAAAUAAUAAAUUUGAUCAAACAGCUUCACCACAACCAAUAACAUUACAAUUGGAAUUAUUAUAUGCAAAAGCCAUAAAUUACAAUAAAGUCAAUGAUAAGUCGUAUGAUACUUUGAGUUUAAUUGAAAAAAUGAAUGAAACUGUUGAAGAAAAGAAAAAUCAAGAAACACCAGAAAAUGAUAAUAAUAAUAAUGUUGAUAAUGCUUCAAAUAAUGAUGAUGUUAAACCAGCUGAAGAAAUAGAUAAUGAUGAUAAACCAACAAAUAAUAUUAAUCAACAAAUAAUAUCAUCAUCAUCAUUAUCAAAACUCGAUGAAGCAUCAAAUUAUCACAAUGAUUCAAUUAAAAGUUCAAUUCCAAUGCAUGAUACAGCUGUUAUGAGUGAAAUGAAAGAAGCACAUGUAAGAUCCAAGAUGAUUCAAGCUGAUAUGAAAAUAUUAAAUGAAGAAUUAAAUACUUUACGAGAUAAAAGUAAUAUGACAAAUGAUGAUAAAGAAUUAAUUGAAAAAAAAGGUACAGAAGUCAUGGAGAGAAUGAAAGAAUUGGAAGAAUUAACUAUUAAAUUUGCAUAUUUUUUGGGUUUAUCUGAUACAAAAAUUGAUGAUAUUGAACGUAAUCCAUAUUCACAACAUCAUCUUGACCAGGUAAAAGAAGAAUAUAAUUUUGAUGAUAAAAGUGUAUUGGAAUCACCACUGGAACCAGAACCAGUAUAUCCAGAAGACAGUUUGCCCAGAGUUAUUAUUUGUGGUAAUAUUGAGGAUGGUAUUCCAAGAAUUGUUGUUGCUGAUAGUUAUCGACGAAUUAGUCAUCAUGAUAAUAAAAAUAAAAAUAAAAAUGUAAAUAAUAUUAUUGCUGGAUUAACGGACACAUUGACUAGACAAGAACAGGCCAUCUCUGAUAAAUAUACAUAUGAAAAAUUAAAAAAAUCUCUGGAAGAUGAAAAUGAAAAAUUACAAAGCAAAAUAUGUGGUCUUGAAGAAAGAAUAAAAAUUUUAGCUAAAGAAAAAGCUCAAGUAGAUUGUCAAUUACAACAAAAAAAAGUUGGUUGUCCAUUUGUAAAUUUAAAUUCAUCACGUCGUAAAUUGACGUCUGAGCCUUGCAAAUGUACACGUUUACAAAAAAAUAAAUUUGAUUUUGAAAGACAAAAAGGUGGAGGUUCACGAGAUUUACUUUGGUCUAAUAAUAAAAAGUCAACAAAUAUGAAUCAUCAGGCUUCAUCAUAUGGUUCUUGUCCUGCUGAAAUUAAAAAUCAAUUACAUAAUAAUGAAACUAGUACAAAACAACUGGAAAAUCAAAUGGGAAAUAUAGAAUCAAAGAUGCAGCAUAUGAAAAUGGAACUAGCCAAUGUUCAACGAGAAAGACAACAAUUGGAACAACAAAGAAAAUUAUUAAAUUGCACAGCACCAUGUGCACCAUGUCCUUGUGGUACAAAUUCAAAUACUUCAUUAAAAAAUGAUGAUGUACUAACAUUACAAGGUUUUGACUCAAAAGACAAUUAUUCUCAACAAGAACUUUAUGAUCUUCGUGAAAAAUAUUCUCGUCUUCAAGAAGAUUAUAGAAAUAAAUUAUGUGAAGUAUCUUGUCUUCGUCGUGAUGCUGAAAAACUUAAAAAUGAAACUCGUCAAGCUAUCAAUGACAAAGAUAUUGUUGUUAAUCAAUUAACAGAUGCUCAAAAUAAAUUAAAAAAUUAUGAGAUGGAUAAAAAAAAAUAUGGUAACAAAAGAGAACAAGGAAUUGAACAAGAGCAAGCAUUGAUUGUUGCAAAACACAGAUACAGAGAGGCUCAAGAUGAAUUGGAAGAAUUAAAAUCUCAUAUGCAAGAUCAAUCUAAUCAAUUGGAAGACUAUCGUAAUAAAUAUCUCGAGGCUCAAGAACAAGUUGAAGAACAAAAAAGAGUAUUGGAUUUAAUGGAAUUGGAUAAUGCUAGAAUGAAUGAAAAUGUCAAUCUUGAAAUAAGUCGUAUAAAGAGUCAAUUUCAAGAUAAAUUGUCAGAACUUGCACUUCUUCCUGAUCUUCUUAGACAAACACAAAUACAACUUCAAGAAAGUCAAAGACAACGAGCACUGGCUGAACAUAAUUGUGAAGAUUUAUCAAAAGAAUUAUCAAGCUAUAAAGAUAAAUAUGAAAAAAUUAAUAAUGAAUUUAAAAUACUUCAAGAUGAAUAUGGACUAUUAAAUGGUGACAAAUAUACUCGUAAUAAUAAUAAUGAUGGUAUUGAAAAACAAAGUAAUCAACUAUCACAAGAUAAUGAAAGAUUGAAAAAUGAAUUAAUUAAUCUCGAGAAUGAAUAUGAAAAUAAACUUGAAGAAAAAAUACAUGAAAUUGUUCAGCUGAGUUCGAUACUUGAAGAAGUGAGAGAAGAUUCAGCAAGACAAGUUGCUAGAACAAAAGAAAGAUGUGAAAUUGUUAGAAGAGAUUUGCAAGGACAAAUAUCUGUAUUGGAAAAAGAAUUGGCUAAAUUAAGAGCCACUGCAAAAGCUGCUGAAAAAGAACGUGAUGAGAUACGAAUAAAAAUGCAGAGUCAACUUAAUCGUCUAACUGAAACAUUUGGUCAAGCUCAAGGUCGUGUUAAAACAUUGCAAGGACAAAUUGAUUAUCUCAGCACAUCGUAUAACAAUGUGUUUGAUAAUAAUUCUCAUCAACAUCAACAUCAUCGUCAAGUAUCUCCAAUUGAUGCCCAACAAAAUUUAUUAGCACUUGAAGCUUCUAAUCAAAGUCCCUAUGAUUCAUGUGAUUGUGCUUAUUAAUUAUUAUUUAUCAUCUUUCUCUCUCCCCAUCUUAAAGCAAUUUAAAUUUUUUAAAUAAUAAAAUCAAUCAUUAUUAUUAUUAUUAUUAUUGU
Molecule: messenger RNA, 3101 nt
Organism: Aphidius gifuensis
Lineage: Eukaryota; Metazoa; Arthropoda; Insecta; Hymenoptera; Braconidae
Product: outer dense fiber protein 2
Exons: 13
Coding region: 394-3009 (871 amino acids)
Biological process (GO): regulation of cilium assembly
Cellular component (GO): centrosome
Source: RefSeq, a predicted model, not a curated record